Lonchura striata (white-rumped munia) is the source of this 15462-nucleotide messenger RNA. NCBI's taxonomy places the organism in Eukaryota, Metazoa, Chordata, Aves, Passeriformes, Estrildidae. The record is from RefSeq and is a predicted model, not a curated record.
GGAAGGAGAGAGGGAGGGAAGGAGUCGGCGAUCCGGCGCAGCGUCUCCACUCACUCUCUCCGCUGCUGUAACUCUUCAACUCUGCCCGUUCUUUGCCUGGACAUGUCUUAAGAAAGUUGGAUCUCUCCCUCCCUCUCGCCUCUCUUCUUUUUCUUCUUCUUUUUAUUUUUUUUUCUUUUCUUCUUCUUCUUCUCCCACUCCCCGUGUAUUUUUCCUUCCCCCCUCGUUCAAGUUUCAAGCAGCGGAUGGGUUGGAGCCGACAUGCCGCGCUGUGGCGGCGGGGCCGGGCGCCGCGCUGGCUGCGCGCCGGGGCCGCGCUGAGCGCCAGGGCCACCGCGGGGUUCACGCUCUAGAGGCGUGUGGGCACCGGAGCAUUGCUCGUGCUUUCUCCAGAGGACAAAAAAGAAAGAGGGAGGAGGAAGCGUGCGGACAUGAACUGCGCUGGAGCGGACUUUGUGAGAAGAGUGCCGAGUCCAGCUGGUCUGGGUUUCUUUGUAAUUGCUGCCAUGGGAAGAUACUUGACUAUGCUGUUGCUGCUGAUGCUGCUGGUGCAGCAUUUUGGAAACUGUGAAGGAAAUCAAAGGCCACAUCAUGCUUCAUCAAUGCAAUUUACACAACUGCAGUAUAAUGCCACUGUGUAUGAGAAUUCCGCAGCCAAGACUUAUGUUGGGCAUCCAGUGAAAAUGGGCAUUUACAUUACAAAUCCACUGUGGGACUUAAGAUACAAAAUUAUUUCUGGUGACAGUGAGAACUUGUUCAAAGCUGAAGAGUAUGUUCUUGGAAACUUUUGCUUUUUGAGAAUACGGACCAAGGGAGGAAACACAGCUAUCCUUAACAGAGAGGUGAAGGACCAUUAUAUGCUGACUGUUAAAGCAGUUGAAAAAAAUACAAAUGCUGAAACACGCACGAAGGUCAGGAUACAGGUACUGGAUACAAAUGACUUGCGGCCUUUGUUUUCUCCAACAUCUUACAGCGUUUCUUUGCCUGAAAACACAGCAAUAAGGACCAGCAUCGCAAGAGUCAGUGCGACAGAUGCAGAUAUAGGAACAAAUGGAGAGUUCUACUAUAGCUUUAAAGAAAGAACAGAUGUGUUUGCUAUACAUCCAACUAGUGGAGUGGUAGUUCUAACUGGUAGACUUGACUACUCGGACACUAAGCGUUAUGAGAUGGAAAUUCUUGCAGUGGACCGUGGGCUGAAGCUGUAUGGUAGCAGUGGCAUAAGCAGUAUGGCAAAACUAACGGUUCAUGUAGAGCAAGCAAAUGAAUAUGCCCCUGUUAUUACAGCUGUUCCAUUGACUCCAUCAGAAUCAGACUCAGAUCCAACAUAUGCAAUAGUAACUGUAGAGGACAGUGACCAGGGUUCGAAUGGGGAAAUAGCAUCGUUAAAUAUUGUUGCAGGAGAUGCACUUCAACAGUUCAAAACAGUGAGGUCUGUUCCAGGUGGCAAAGAAUACAGAAUAAAAGCUAUUGGUCCCAUUGACUGGGAAAGUCACCCUUUUGGAUACAACCUUACCCUUCAAGCUAAAGACAAAGGGAGUCCCCCACAGUUUUCUUCGGUAAAAGUUGUUCAUGUGACAUCACCACAAUUUAGGUCUGGUCCGGUCAGAUUUGAAAAAGAGAUAUACAGAGCUGAAAUAAGUGAAUUUGCUCCUCCAAACACACCUGUGAUAAUGGUGAAAGCUGUGCCUAGUUACCCACAUUUAAAAUAUGUAUUUAAAAACACACCAGGAAAAGUAAAAUUCAAUUUAAACACUCACACUGGUCUUAUUACCACUUUAGAACCCAUAAAAGCACAGUAUGCAUCCCAUUUUGAACUUGAAGUUGUGACAAGUGACAGAAGAGCUUCUGCAAAAGUAUUAAUUAAGGUACUAGGCAUGAAUAGCAAUCCUCCUGAAUUUACUCAGACAUCCUAUAAAGCCUCCUUCGAUGAAAAUGUGCCAACAGGUACAAGUGUAAUGAGAGUGAGUGCAAAAGACCCUGAUGAAGGGGAAAACGGUUAUGUGACCUAUAGCAUUGCAAACUUAAAUCCAUUGCCAUUUGUGAUUAACCAUUUCAGUGGGAUUAUUAGUACCUCAGAAGACUUGGAUUAUGAAUUGAUGCCAAGGGUUUACAAUUUAAGGAUUCGAGCCUCUGAUUGGGGUAUACCAUAUCGCCGAGAAGUUGAAGUUCCUGUUACUAUUAUUUUAAAUAACUUGAAUGACAAUAUACCUCUGUUUGAGAAAAUAAAUUGUGAGGGAAUAAUCCCCAGGGAUCUUGGUGUUGGAGAGCAAAUAACAACUGUAUCUGCUAUUGAUGCUGAUGAACUCCAGUUGGUGAGAUACCAAAUUGAAUCUGGAAAUGAACUGGAUUUAUUUAACCUAAACCCAAAUUCUGGAGUACUGUCUCUCAAACAGUCACUAAUAGAUGGCCUAGGUGCUAAAAUGUCUUUUUACAGUUUGAAAAUUACAGCUACAGAUGGAGAGAACUUUGCAAAACCAUUGUAUAUCAACAUAACUGUAGCUGGUAGUCGCAAACCAGUCAACUUGCAAUGUGAAGAAACUGGUGUUGCCAAAAUGCUUGCAGAGAAACUCUUACAAGCAAAUAAGUUGCACAAUCGUGGAGAAGUUGAGGAUGCUUUCUUUGAUACUCACUCUGUGAAUCUGCAUGCACCUCAGUUUAGAAGUAUUCUCCCCAGUAGCAUUGAGAUAAAAGAAGACCAACCUGUGGGCUCCAGCAUAAUAUCUGUGGAUGCUGCUGAUCUUGAUACUGGCUUCAAUGGAAAGUUAGUAUAUGUUAUUUCUGCAGGUAAUGAAGACAGUAGUUUUAUUGUUGAUAUGGAAGGAGGAGUGCUGAAAAUUCUAUCUCCCCUUGACCGAGAAUUAAGAGAUAAAUAUACCCUCAAUAUUACUGUCUAUGAUCUUGGAAUACCACAGAAGUCUGCCUGGACCCUUUUAGAUAUAAAGAUUUUGGAUGCUAAUGACAACCCACCGGAGUUCCUUCAAGACAGCUAUUUUGUUGAAGUAAGUGAAAACAAAGAGCCCAACAGUGAAAUAAUUCAAAUUGGAGCUACUGAUAAGGAUUUGGGGGCUAAUGGAGAAGUGAAAUACUCCCUUCUUACAGAUACAGACAAGUUUACUAUUAAUUCUGUGACAGGAGUUGUGAAAGUUGUAGGGGUCCUGGAUCGGGAGGAACAGCACAUUUAUUUUUUGAAAAUUGAGGCUAGGGACCAACCUACUGAAGAACCUCAAUUAUUUUCAACAGUUAUUUUGAAAGUGGCUGUAGAAGAUGUUAAUGACAAUCCUCCCAAGUUUAUUCCUUCAAAUUACCAUGUGAAAAUUCGAGAAGAUCUUCCUGAGGGCACUAUUAUUACAUGGCUGGAAGCCUAUGAUCCUGAUUUAGGCCAGUCAAGUCAAGUACGGUACAGUCUUCUGGACAGUGGAGAUGGCACCUUUGACGUUGACAAAAUAAGUGGAGCAAUACGUAUUGUACAAAGACUGGAUUAUGAAAAGAAACAACUUUACAACUUGACCGUGCGGGCCAAGGACAAAGGAAAACCCAUUUCAUUGUCCUCUACGUGUUAUGUUGAGGUUGAGAUAAUAGAUGUGAAUGAAAACUUGCACCCCCCACAGUUCUCCAUAUUUGCAGAUAAAGGCUUCAUAAAAGAAGACGCUCCUGUUGGCUCCUCAGUAAUGACAGUAUCUGCUUAUGAUGAAGAUGCAGGACGAGAUGGGGAGAUCAGAUAUUCCAUCCGAGAUGGAUCGGGUAUAGGAGUUUUUCGAAUAGAUGAGGAAAAAGGAAUUAUUGAGACUGCAGAUCACCUGGAUCGUGAGACUACUUCACAUUACUGGCUUACUGUUUAUGCAACAGACCAAGGCGUUGUGCCUUUAUCAUCAUUCAUUGAAAUCUACAUAGAAGUUGGGGAUGUUAAUGAUAAUGCUCCUCAGACCACAGAGCCAGUUUAUUACCCAGAAGUCAUGGAAAACUCACCUAAAGAUGUAUCUGUCAUUCAGAUUGAGGCAUUUGAUCCAGAUUCAAGCUCAAGCGAAAAACUAAGCUACAAGAUUACAAGUGGAAAUCCACAGGGAUUCUUCUCAAUAAACCCCAAAACUGGGCUAAUUACAACCACAUCCAGAAAACUAGAUCGAGAGCAGCAGGGAGAGCACAUAUUGGAGGUAACAGUAACAGACAACGGGACUCCUGCAAAAUCAACAAUUGCACGGGUGAUUGUGAAGGUCUUAGAUGAGAAUGACAACAAGCCUCAAUUCUUGCAAAAAUUCUACAAAAUUCGGCUUCCAGAGCGUGGUAAGCCCGAGCGAGAGAGAACUGCUAGGAGAGAGCCAAUCUAUCGAGUUAUUGCUGCAGAUAAAGAUGAAGGCCCCAAUGCAGAGAUCUCCUACAGCAUUGAAGAUGGUGAUGAACAUGGCAAAUUCUUUAUUGAACCAAAAACUGGAGUGGUUUCAUCAAAGAAAUUUUCUGCAGCAAGGGACUAUGAUAUCCUUUCAAUUAAAGCUGUAGAUAAUGGUCGCCCACAAAAAUCUUCGACUACACGGCUUCACAUAGAAUGGAUUCCAAAGCCCAUCCCACCCGCAGAGCCUAUUUAUUUUGAGGAAUCAUUUUUUUCUUUUACGGUGAUGGAAAGUGACCCAGUUGCUCACAUGAUUGGUGUAAUAGCUGUUGAACCUCUUGGAACACCACUUUGGUUUGACAUAACGGGUGGCAACUAUGACAGUCGAUUUGAUGUGGACAAGGGCACAGGAACUAUCAUUGUUGCAAGACCUCUUGAUGCGGAGCAGAAAUCAAAUUACAACUUGACAGUAGAAGCAACAGAUGGAACCAGAUCUAUCAGCACUCAGGUGUACAUCAAAGUUAUAGACACAAAUAAUCACAGGCCUCAGUUUUCUGCUUCAAAAUAUGAAGUUGUUAUACCUGAGGAUACCUUACCUGAGACAGAAAUUCUGCAAGUCAGUGCCACGGACAGAGAUGAGAAGAAUAAACUGAUUUAUACUAUGCAGGGUAGCACUGAUCCCAUCAGUCUUAAAAAAUUUCGUCUGGACCCUGCAACUGGCUCCCUUUAUACCUCAGAAAAACUGGAUCAUGAGACCAUGAACCAGCAUAUUCUUACAAUAAUGGUUCGAGAUCAAGAUGUUCCUGUGAAGCGCAACUACGCCAGAGUCGUGGUUAAUGUCAGUGACACAAACGAUCACGCUCCGUGGUUCACCAGCCCUGCCUAUGAAGGACGAGUCUAUGAGUCAGCAGCUGUUGGAUCAGCAGUGCUCCAGGUUACAGCAUUAGAUAAGGACAAAGGAAAAAAUGCAGAAAUUGUGUACUCCAUUGAAUCAGGGAAUAUUGGAAAUUCCUUCCUUAUUGAUCCCAUUUUGGGAAUGAUUAAAAUUGCAAAGGAAUUAGAUCGUAGUAACCAGGAAGAAUACAAUCUGAUGGUAAAAGCUACAGAUAAAGGACAUCCUCCAAUGAGUGAAGUGACCUCUGUGCACAUAUUUGUUACAGUUUCUGAUAAUGCCUCGCCAAAAUUCACAGCCAAAGAAUAUUCAACAGAAAUCAGCGAAAGUGCCAACAUUGGCAGUUUUGUUGGAAUGGUUACAGCAUACAGUCAGUCUUCUGUAGUUUAUGAAAUAAAAGAUGGUAAUACAGAUGAUGCCUUUGCUAUCAACCCCAAUUCAGGUGUCAUCAUUACUCAGAAGAUACUUGAUUUUGAGACUUUGCCUUUUUAUGCUCUAACUGUGCAGGGAACAAACAUGGCUGGCUUAUCCAGUAAUGCAACAGUUUUGGUACAUCUUCAGGAUGAAAAUGACAAUGCACCAGUUUUUAUGCAGGCUGAAUAUACAGGACUCAUCAGUGAAUCAGCUUCAAUUAACAGUGUGGUUCUGACUGACAAGAAUAUCCCCUUAGUAAUUCGAGCUGCAGAUGCUGAUAAAGAAUCUAAUGCUUUGCUUGUUUAUCAAAUUGUUGAACCAUCUGUCCGCCAGUAUUUUGCCAUUGAUUCUAGCACUGGUGCCAUUCGGACAGUAAUGAGUCUGGACUAUGAGGAGACAAAUAUUUUCCACUUUUCCGUGCAAGUACACGAUACAGGGAUACCACGCCUAUAUGCAGAAUAUGCAGCUAAUGUUACUAUUUAUGUGAUUGACAUCAAUGAUUGCCCUCCUGUGUUUUCAAGAGAGCUUUAUGAGACAUCCCUUCUGGUUCCAACUUAUAAAGGCGUGAAAGUCAUAAGCGUUAAUGCCACUGAUGCAGAUUCAGGCAUUUUUUCCCAAUUAAUUUAUUCCAUUAUUGAAGGCAACAUUGGAGAAAAAUUUUCAAUAAACCCUAAGACUGGAGAUAUAACAGUACAAAACACAACUCAGUUAAGAAGCAGAUAUGAAUUAACAGUGAGAGCAUCAGAUGGCAGAUUUGCAAGCACUGCAUCUGUAAAAAUUAAUGUGAAAGAAAGCAAAGCAAGCCAGCUGAAGUUCACACAGAGUUCUUACUCUGCAACAGUGCAGGAGAAUUCCACAGAGGCAAAAACAAUAGCUGUUGUUUCUGCUAUAGGGAAUCAAAUAAAUAAGCCUCUGUUUUACCAUAUUCUAAAUCCAGACAGCAGAUUUAAAAUAAGCCAAACUUCAGGAGUCCUUUCAACAACAGGAAUACCAUUUGAUCGUGAACAGCAAGAAUCUUUUGAUGUGGUCGUGGAAGUGACAGAGGAAAAUAAACCAUCAGUUGUUGCACACAUUGUAGUUAAAGUCACAGUAGAAGAUGUAAAUGAUAAUGUUCCAUUUUUUGUCAAUCUUCCAUAUUAUGCUGCUGUUAAAGUAGACUCUGAAGCAGGCCAUGUUAUUCAACGUGUGACAGCAGUAGAUAAAGAUACGGGCAAAUAUGGAGAGGUGCGUUACUAUCUGAAAGAACAUAAUGAACAUUUCCAAAUUGAUCCCACUGGUGAAAUCUCCCUGAAGAAGAAGUUUGAACCAGACACACUAAAUAAGGAAUAUCUGGUCACAGUGGUAGCAAAAGAUGGAGGAGACCCUGCAUUUUCAGCUGAAGUUACAGUCCCGAUUACAGUUAUGAGUAAAGCUAUGCCAGUGUUCGAAAAGCCUUUCUACAGUGCAGAGAUACCAGAAAACAUUCAGCUCCAUAGCCCUGUGGUACAUGUACAAGCAAACAGCCCUGAAGGACUCAAGGUGUUUUACAGCAUCACAGGUGGCGAUCCUUUCAAUCAAUUCACUAUCAACUUCAACACUGGAGUUAUAAAUGUUGUUGCCCCUCUUGACUUUGAGUCUCAUCCAGCCUAUAAACUGAGUGUCCGAGCAACUGACUCCUUAAAUGGGGCACAUGCUGAUGUCUUUGUAGACAUAAUAGUGGAAGACAUCAAUGAUAAUCCUCCUGUGUUUACAGAGCAGUCUUAUAUUGCAACACUUUCAGAAGCAUCUGUCAUUGGAACAUCUGUUGCACAAGUGAGCGCUACAGAUGCCGAUUCUGGAACCAACAGGGGAAUUUCCUAUCACUUGGUUGAAGAUAAUAGUGAAAGUCAUGACUACUUUCACAUAGAUAGCAGCACUGGACUCAUUCUUACAGCAAAAACUUUGGACUAUGAACAAAUUAAGCAACACAAAUUACUAAUAAGGGCCAUAGAUGGUGGCAUGCUGCCCUUGAGCAGUGAUACUAUUGUAACUGUGGAUGUAACUGAUCUUAAUGACAACCCCCCUCUUUUUAGCCAAUUGCUUUAUGAAGCCAAAAUUAGUGAACUGGCUCCUCGAGGACAUUUUGUGACAUGUGUGCAGGCCUCAGAUGCAGAUAGUUCAGAUGCUGACAAGCUGGAAUACUCCAUUCUGACAGGCAAUGAUCAGAAGAAUUUUGUCAUUAAUAGUAAAACAGGCAUUAUCACUAUCUCAAACCUACGCAGACAGACACUGAAGUCACAUUAUAAUCUUAAUGUGUCAGUUUCCGAUGGUGUCUUCAGAAGCUCAGCCCAAGUCCAUAUAAUUGUAAUCAGUGCCAACAUGCACAGUCCUCUUUUCAGCCAGAAUGAGUAUGAGGUUGAACUAGCUGAAAAUUCUCCAUUGCAUACUUUGGUUACUGAAGUUAAAGCAACAGAUGAAGACUCUGGUACACAUGGCCACAUCACUUACCACAUUGUAAACGACUUUGCCAAAGACAGAUUUUAUACAAAUGAGAGAGGGCAGAUAUUUACCUCCGAAAAGCUUGACCGUGAAACACAAGCAGAAAAAGUAAUUGCCAUUAGUUUAAUGGCUAAAGAUUCAGGAGGGAAAGUUGCUUUCUGUACUGUUAAUGUAAUACUUACAGAUGACAAUGAUAAUGCUCCUCAAUUCCGAGCAACAGAGUAUGAAGUAAAUAUUGGGACUGAUGUUCCACGGGGUACUUCGGUCAUUAAAGUCUGGGCAUCUGAUGCUGAUGAAGGUACAAAUGCAGACAUCACAUAUGCUAUUGAAGCAGAGUCUGAAAAUGUAGAAGAGAAUUUAGAAAUUGAUUCAUUGUCUGGUAUAAUUACUACAAAAGAAAGCUUAAUUGGCUUGGAAAAUGAGUUUCUUACUUUCCUUGUUAGAGCAAUUGAUGGUGGAUCCCCCCAAAAAGAGUCAGUUGUUCCUGUCUAUGCUAGAAUACUCCCACCAGAAGUGCCUACUCCAAAAUUUUCAGAGCCAUUUUAUUCUUACACUGUUUCUGAGGACAUUCCAGUUGGAACUGUGAUAGAUGUUAUCAAAGCAGACCAUAAUCAGACUUUAGUAUAUAGUCUGAUUAAAGGGAACACUCCUGAAAGCAACAGAGAUGACUUUUUUGUGAUUGACCGACAGACUGGAGAGUUGAAACUUGAGAAGAAUCUUGAUCAUGAAACAACUAAGUGGUACCAGUUCUCAGUUCAAGCACAGUAUGCAAAUGAAGAUUAUAAUGUUGUUUCCUCAGUAGAGGUUAGCAUUCAAGUAAAAGAUGUGAAUGAUAACCAACCCAUUUUGGAGUCCAACCCAUAUGAAGCAUUCAUUGUAGAAAACACACCAGCUGGAACAAGAGUCAUACAGGUUAAAGGAACUGACUUAGAUUCAGGACUCAAUGGGCAGGUCACUUACAGCUUGGAUCCUUCUCAAGAGCUAGACAUUAUAGAGUCUUUUAGCAUAAAUAUGGAAACUGGCUGGAUUACCACUCUGAAAGAACUCGAUCACGAGAAACGAGACAAGUACAAAAUCACAGUGGUUGCAUCUGACCGGGGUGAAAAAAUUCAGCUGUCUUCUAUGGCUGUGGUUGAAGUUACUGUCACAGACGUGAAUGACAAUCCUCCACGCUUUACUGCAGAGAUAUAUAAAGGAACAGUCAGUGAGGAUGACCCUCCUGGUGGGGUAAUUGCCAUCCUGAGUACAACAGAUGCUGAUACAGAGGAAACCAAUAGACAAGUCUUUUAUUACAUCACAGGAGGUGAUCCUUUGGGACAGUUUGCUAUUGAAAAUAUACAGAAUGAAUGGAAGGUCUAUGUCAAAAAACCUCUGGACAGGGAAGAAAAGGAUAAUUAUCUUCUAAAUAUUACAGCUACUGAUGGGACCUUUGCAGCUAAAGCUGUGGUGGAGGUUAAAGUUCUUGAUGCUAAUGAUAAUAGCCCUGUUUGUGAAAAGACUUUAUAUGCUGAUUCAGUUCCUGAAGACGCCCUUCCUGGCAAGCUGAUAAUGCAGGUGUCUGCUACAGAUACAGAUAUUCGUUCCAAUGCAGAAAUUACUUACACACUGCAUGGCACAGGAGCAGAAAAAUUCAGACUCACUCCAGACACAGGUGAAUUGAAAACAUUAAUGGCACUUGAUCGUGAGCAGCAAGCAGUUUAUCAUCUCCUAGUGAAAGCCACAGAUGGAGGAGGAAGAUUUUGCCAAGCUAACAUUAUCCUAACUUUGGAAGAUGUGAAUGAUAAUGCUCCAGAGUUUACAACUGACACUUACUCCAUCACAGUAUUUGAAAACACAGAGCCUGGAACCCUUUUGACAAGAGUGCAGGCAACAGAUGCAGAUGCAGGGUUGAAUCGUAAAAUCCAUUAUGCACUGGUGAACUCUGCAGAGGGGCAGUUCUCUAUUGAUGAGUUCUCUGGAAUCAUUCGUUUGGAGAAGCCUUUGGAUCGGGAAUUACAAGCUGUGUACAUGUUAACUUUGAAGGCUACAGAUGAAGGCUUACCUAGAAGACUGUCUUCAACAAGUAGUCUUAUAGUUUCUGUUUUGGAUAUUAAUGACAAUCCACCUGUAUUUGAGCAUAGGGAGUAUAGUGCAAGUGUAUCAGAGGACAUUUUGGUUGGAACUGAAGUUCUCCAGAUCCAUGCUGCAAGCAGAGACAUUGAAGCCAAUGCUGAAAUCACAUACUCAAUAGUCAGUGGGAAUGAACAUGGAAAAUUCAGCAUCGAUUCAACAACAGGUAACAGGACAGUUAAAAACUUACAUUACAAAAUUUCUCAUGAGUACUACUUGACAGUGGAAGCCACAGAUGGAGGCACACCUUCAUUAAGUGAUGUUGUAACAGUGAAUAUUAAUGUCACGGAUAUCAAUGACAAUUCUCCAGUGUUUAGCCAAGACACUUACACUGCAGUAAUCAGUGAAGAUGCUAUGCUUGAACAAUCAGUUAUUACAGUUAUGGCAGAUGAUGCUGAUGGACCUUCCAACAACCGCGUUCACUACACAAUUAUAGAUGGCAAUCAAGGAAAUCCUUUUACAAUUGACCCUACCAGGGGUGAAAUAAAAGUGACUAAGCUUCUAGACAGAGAAAAGAUUUCAGGAUAUACCUUGACAGUUCAAGCUUCAGACAAUGGAAGCCCACCUAAGCUUAACACAACUACAGUUAACAUUGAUGUUUCUGAUGUAAAUGAUAAUCCUCCAGUGUUCUCGAAAGGAAACUAUAGUGUUAUCAUCCAGGAAAAUAAGCCUGUUGGAUUCAGUGUGCUGCAGCUAGUGGUGACAGACAGGGAUUCUUCUCACAAUGGUCCUCCUUUUCUCUUCACCAUCCUGACUGGAAAUGAAGAGAGAACUUUUCAGAUUACCCAGCAGGGAGUUCUGACAACAAGUGCUGCACUGAAUCGCAAAGUGAGAGAUCACUAUUUGCUUCAUGUUAAGGUGGCAGAUAAUGGAAAACCACCAUUGUCAUCUUUGACUUACAUUGAUAUUAGAGUUAUUGAGGAAAGCAUUUAUUCUCCAGCAAUACUGCCUCUGGAAAUUUUUAUUACAGCCUUUGGAGAAGAAUAUUCAGGUGGUGUCAUUGGAAAAAUUCACGCAACCGAUCAAGAUGUUUAUGAUACCUUGACAUAUAGUUUGGACCCCAAAAUGGAAUCCCUGUUCUCUGUUUCCAGUACUGGUGGAAAACUAAUAGCACACAAAAGGUUAGACAUAGGACAGUAUCUCCUAAAUGUCACUGUUACAGAUGGAAAAUUUACAACUGCAGCUGAUAUUACUGUACACAUCAGACAAAUCACACAAGAGGUAUUAAAUCACAGUAUCACAAUACGUUUUGCAAACCUGUCCCCUGAAGAAUUCAUUGGUGAUUACUGGCGCAAUUUCCAGAGAGCAUUGAGAAACAUCUUGGGCGUGAGGAGAAAUGACAUCCAGAUUGUUAGUCUGCAGCCUUCUGAUCCGCCUUCUAAUCUGGAUGUCCUCCUGAAUAUUGAAAAGUCUGGUAGCUCUCACCACCCAACAAGAAUUUUGCUCCACAAGAUAAACUCUUCUGUGCCUGACCUAGAAGAGAUUUUGGGUGUCCGGAUAAUUGAUGUGUUUCAUAAGCUCUGUGCAGGCCUUGAUUGUCCUUUGAAAUUUUGUGAAGAAAAAGUAACAGUGGAUGAGAACAUCAUGUCAACCCACAGCACGGCCAGGUUGAGCUUCGUCACUCCCCGUCAUCACAGAACAGCAGUUUGUCUUUGUAAAGAAGGGAAAUGCCCCCUGGUGAACAGCGUGUGUGAAGGAAACCCAUGUCCUGAAGGUACUGAAUGUUUAGGAGAUCCAAAGGAAGGAAAAUACAUCUGUGUUUGCCAAGACAGCAAAGCUGGACAAUGUCCUGCAUCAGCUGGCUCUGCUGUGACAUUUACUGGGAGCAGCUAUGUGAAAUAUCGUCUCAUGGAAAGUGAGAACAAAGAGGAAAUGAAGCUGACAAUGAGACUUAGAACUUACUCUGCUCAUGCAGUUGUUAUGUAUGCUCGAGGAACAGACUACAGUAUCUUAGAGAUCCAUCAUGGAAGACUGCAGUAUAAAUUUGAUUGUGGCAGUGGACCUGGGAUUGUCUCUGUUCAGAGCACUCAGAUAAACGAUGGCCAGUGGCAUUCCAUAUCUCUUGAAGUGGAUGGAAACUAUGCCCGACUUGUUCUGGACAGGGUGCAUACUGCAUCUGGUACUGCUCCUGGUACACUUAGAACACUAAACCUAGACAAUCACGUGUUUUUUGGUGGUCACAUUCGUCAGCAAGGUACAAGACAUGGUAGAAGUCCUCAGGUUAGCAAUGGUUUCAGAGGCUGUAUGGACUCCAUUGUACUAAAUGGACAAGAGCUGCCCCUAAACAGCAAGCCACGAAACUACGCACACAUGGAAGAAUCUGUAGAUGUCACUCCUGGAUGCUUACUGACUGCCACAGAUGGCUGUUCAAGCAGCCCAUGUCAGAAUGGAGGCAUCUGCAAUGCACUGUCAAAUGGAGGUUACUACUGCAAGUGUGCACCUUUGUUUAUGGGAACUCACUGUGAUGUAAGUGUCAACCCAUGUGCUUCCAACCCCUGCCUUUAUGGUGGGACUUGCAUCCCAGUCAGUGAUGAUUUUAUCUGCCAGUGCCGAGGACAAUACACAGGUCAAAGAUGCCAGCUGGGUCCAUACUGCAAAGAUAAUCCUUGCAAAAAUAGUGGCAAGUGUAUUGACAGUUUGGAUGGACCUGUUUGUGAGUGUGAAGCAGGCUUUCGUGGAGAAAGGUGCCUGACUGAUGUCGAUGAAUGUGUAGAAAACCCAUGUCUCAAUGGUGCCCUUUGUGAGAAUACUUAUGGUUCAUAUCACUGCAACUGUAGUCGUGGAUUUGGAGGCAAACACUGCACAGACAUUGUUCUCAAUAAAUAUGUUUCAACAUCUUGGAACAUUAGCUUAGCUGAAGUGAUUGGAAUUAUUGUUUUCGUCACAGGAAUCUUCUUGUUAGUUGUGAUUUUUGUUGUUUGCCGCAAAGUGGUUGGUAGAAAGAAGAAGCACCAGCCAGAACCUGAAGACAAGCAACUGGGAGCUACAACAGCCUUCUUGCAAAGACCAUGUUUUGAUGCAAAAUUGAAUAAGAACAUCUAUUCUGACAUCCCACCACAGGUUCCUGUUCGUCCUAUUUCAUACACUCCAAGCAUUCCAAGCGACUCCAGGAACAAUCUUGACAGGAAUUCUUUUGAAGGGUCUGCUAUCCCUGAGCACCCCGAAUUUAGUACUUUUAACCCAGAUUCUGUACAUGGUCACCGGAAAGCUGUAGCUGUUUGCAGUGUUGCACCAAAUUUGCCACCUCCACCUCCCUCCAACUCACCUUCAGACAGUGAUUCAAUACAGAAACCCAGCUGGGAUUUUGACUAUGACACUAAAGUAGUAGAUCUUGACCCCUGCCUUUCUAAGAAGCCUCUGGAUGAAAAGAACUCCCAUCCUUACAGUGCAAGAGAAAGCAUGUCUGAGGUCCAGUCUCUCAGCUCCUUCCAGUCUGAAUCAUGUGAUGACAAUGCUUCCGUAGUGACUGUAAUACACCUUGUCAAUGCUGUUGUUGACUCGGUGGAAAAAGAAGAAUCUUUUGCUGUUCCUGACCUCAGCAAUUCAAGAGGUUAUCACUGGGAUACAUCAGAUUGGAUGCCAAGUGUUCAGUUGCCAGGUAUCCAAGAGUAUCCAAAUUACGAAGUGGUUGAGGAGUCAGCUCCCCUCUACACAGAUCCAAAUGCCAUCGAUACAGACUAUUACCCUGGUGGUUAUGACAUAGAAAGUGAUUUUCCACCUCCACCUGAUGAUUUCCCUGCACCUGAUGAGCUUCCACCGUUACCACCUGAAUACAGCGACCAGUUUGAGUCAAUACAGCCACCCAGAGACAUGCCAGCCGUAGGUAGCUUGGGUUCUUCUACAAGGAGCAGGCAGAGAUUUAACCUUAAUCAGUACCUUCCCCAUCACUACCCUGCAGAUAUGUCAGAACCUCAGACCAGCCCCAGUGGCGGCAGCGGCAGCUACAGAGAGCCGUACGCUCCAUACUCACUGGGGUUCAAUCCAGACUUUGAAGCACCCACUGUAGACAACAUGUCCAUGUCUGUGUACGCUUCCACAGCCUCCUGCUCGGAUGUGUCGGCAUGCUGUGAAAUGGAGUCUGAAGUCAUGAUGAGUGACUAUGAGAGUGGAGACGAUGGUCACUUCGAAGAUGUGAAAAUUCCUCCGCUUGAUUCCCAGCAACAUACACAAGUCUGACACACUCAACAAAAGUGCCUGGACUCUAACAAACUUUAUCAAAUCCAGAACAAUUUUCAAGAGCUUUUUUAUUUUUUCUUCUUUUUUUCCAGCCACGAUGAAUGCUUUUAUUUCAGUGAGCUAAACUGGCAUGGCAGCAUUGGAUCAUGCAAUUCAUUUCACUAAAUGAACCUCUUUCCAUUUCCUGACCUACUGUAUUUGGAAAGUUCUAAGAUUUCCAUUGGCUGUGCCAUUUCUGAACAUCCUUUAUGUAUUUACAUUGUUCUAUGUUUAAAAGAAAUCACAUACCACUUCUCCAUGUUAGCAUGACACAUAUAUUUAUAUAGUUCCAAUGCAAUUAAUUUUCUCCUAUUUCUUUGUAAAUUCUAUGUACAGUUUUGAUUUUAUUAGUUUUAACUAGAUUUUGUAGAUAUUUUGUGAAUUUGUUUUCCACUGAAACUAGUGAUGUUAGUGUGCCAUUAAAAAUGAGCACCCUGACUUCUUAUAAUCAGGGCAUCACUGUAUGUAUUCCCCUGAAAACUAAGGUUUGACAUUUCAUUGUAAAACAUUCAACAUAUUCACACAAUUUCAAUUGUACAUACAUUAGGUCUGAUAUUUUUCUGGGUCAGCUAUUUGGAAAUGUCUUAAAUGGGUUGCUGUAUUUUAGAACUGUAAACAUUUUUUUCCCUUCUUGGAAAGUGUGUUGGGGACCCUCUGCAUACCAGUUUAGAACCAAAACCACCAUGACACAGUUUUUAUAGUGUCUGUAUAUUUGUGAUCCAAUGGUCUUGUAAAGGUUUUUACUGAAAAUUAUCAUUAGCCAGUCUUUCUUACUGACAAUAAAUUAUUAAUAAAAUACUUUAGCUUUGCUCUGUGUAUCUCUAUUAUAUAAUAUACCAUUGACAAAGCAUUCAGUGCAGCAUUUUUUACGUCUGUAUAUGUUUUGUACUGUAUUAAGUUACUUGCUCCAAGCAACUCCUUUUCCUCUCCUCUGAAAUCAGCCUGCAGCUGUGUUAGAGAUGCUCACAAGAUGGCAGUGUGUGUCUGCUUAAUGGUGUUUUUAAAAGUAAUUGGGCCAGUCUGAAUAAAGAUUGAUGGGUAUCAAACUGCA